Molecule: messenger RNA, 3273 nt
Organism: Acanthochromis polyacanthus (spiny chromis)
Lineage: Eukaryota; Metazoa; Chordata; Actinopteri; Pomacentridae
Product: E3 ubiquitin-protein ligase RING2-A-like
Biological process (GO): negative regulation of DNA-templated transcription
Cellular component (GO): ubiquitin ligase complex; PcG protein complex
Molecular function (GO): chromatin binding; ubiquitin protein ligase activity
Source: RefSeq, a predicted model, not a curated record
AGCCGGGUGGAGGACAGCUGUUCCGGGGAGAAGAAGAAGAAGAAGAAAGAUGCUAACGUUAGCUAGCAGAUAAUUCUGUAAAUGUUGCGUUCUGGAUGUUUUCUGGUGUUUUUCGUCAUCAAACGGAGUCCGACCUCAUCCUAAACCCUCUCUGCAGACUCAGUAGAGACUCUGGAUGGAAACAAGCCCCGCUGUGUGCAAUUGUAGAGGUUUAGGGAGCAGUUUUCUCUGUGUUUAGUGUGUUUAUCUCCUCAGUCAGCUGUCCUCAUCUCCAGGGAGGAUUCUAGGAACCAGCAUCCAUGGCAGCUCCUGUCAACAUCCAGACCCCCAGUAAGACCUGGGAACUGAGUCUGUACGAGCUGCACAGGAGCCCCCAGGAGGCCAUCAUGGACGGCACGGAGGUGGCGGUGUCUCCUCGGUCCCUCCACAGUGAGCUCAUGUGUCCCAUCUGUCUGGACAUGCUGAAGAACACCAUGACCACCAAGGAGUGUCUCCAUAGAUUCUGCUCCGACUGCAUCGUUACUGCUCUGAGAUCUGGGAACAAGGAGUGUCCGACCUGCAGGAAGAAGCUGGUCUCCAGACGUUCUCUACGCAGAGACUCCAACUUUGACGCUCUGAUCUCCAAGAUCUACCCGAGCAGAGACGAGUACGAAGCCCACCAGCGCCGAGUCCUGGAGAGACUCAACAGACUCCACAACAAGGAGGCCCUGAGCUCCAGCAUCGAGGAGGGGCUACGGCAGCAGGCCCGCUACAGGAACCACCGGGUGAAGAAGCCCACCCAGGAGAGUGAUAACACCACCUUCAGCGGUGGGGAGGACAAUGGAGACUCCCGCUCCCACCUCUCCCAUGACUCCGCCCCCUCACACGCCCCACCCCAGGACCAGACCCCUCCAGAGGCUGGGCCGAGCCGGAAGCGUCCCCGUGGCUCUGAGGACGGAUCGGGGCCCGAGGGGGACAGCGAGAGUCCAACUCCUCCUCUGAGACUCCACAAAGAAGGACCAGGAUCUGAGAUAGAGCUGGUGUUCAGACCUCAUCCACAGCUGGUCCAGGACCAGGACUACAACCAGACCAGGUAUGUGAAGACGACGGCCAACGCCACUGUGGAUCACCUGUCCAAAUACCUGGCUCUGAGAAUCGCUCUGGAGGAGCAACGGAGCAAUGGAGAGGUGGAGGACAGAGGAGGAGAGGAUGGAGGAGGAGAAACAGGAGGAGGAGGAAGCAGUCUGAGCAGCAUCAGUGAGAAACAGUACACCAUCUACAUCCUGACCAGAGGAGGACAGUUCUCUACUCUCAACGGUUCUCUGACUCUGGAGUUGGUCAAUGAGAAAUACUGGAAGGUGAGGAAACCUUUGGAGCUUUACUACGCUCCCACCAAGGACCAGCAGCAGCCACAACAACCACCACCACCACCCCCACCGCAGCAGCAGCAGAGAUCUCCUCCCCAGCAGAGGGAUGGAUGAGGAACAGCUCCUUCUGAAAGUGUCUCUUAAUGAACCUCCAUACUAAAUUCUACUCAGCAUGUUUUCAUUUUACUGCCAUGAACUGGACUUAUCAGACGUCCACCUGAUGGUUUACGGAGGAUUUAUCCAGAAAAACAAGCAGAUUUAUGAAAGAAGAGAUGAUUUAGAAAUACAAACCAGUGAUGAGCAUCUGGUUAAAACCAGACAUCAUCUGAACCUCCUGAUGUUUGGAGGUGAUGAGCUGAGGACAUCAGAGGAGUCUGGAGAUGAUCUUUGGAUGAAAUGAAUCUCCUUCAGCUGGAUUCUUCUCGUUACUUCUGCUUUAAAAGAAGUUCUGUGUUUAACCUGCAGCUUCCUGGUAACUUCUUCUGGAUUAUUUUCAUCUUUGGUGCCAAAAUACCAACGUUUGAAGCUUCAGUUCCAGUUUGUCCUCUAGAUCCUCACAUUUACUGAAAAACUAAAUAAAACAUCAAAAUAUCAGAGAUGAAGAGAUGUUUUAAGAGUCCUCCUGGUCAGAAAAAGUCUUUUAAAAUCUAAAAAAUGUUUUGUAUGUUAAAUGCUGGAAUAUAAGCCAUAAGUUUAGAGAUGAGUCAAACAUCUUCAGGUUCAAUAUUCUCAUCGAGAAAUGUUUAGUUUUCCUUCUGCUCUGUGGCAGAACAUCAGGCUUUUCUGUUUCUAUAUUAAAUGUAGGUGAGGCCAGAAGAUGGCAGCGUUGCAUCGUUUCCCUGCAGCUUUAAAACAUCGUAUUUUAAAUACUGAUAAGAUCUAAACGGAGACACGGCUCAGACCAACUGUUCAGGUUGGAACCGGUUCUGUUUUACAGCUCAGUUAUUCCCACGUUUUAUGUCUUUAGAAUCUGUUUUAUGUCUUUAGAAUCUGUUUUGUGUUUAUAGAAUCUGUUUUGUCUUCAGAAUGUUUCUGUAGAAUCUCUUCUGAUCUCCAGAUUAAUGAUAAUUAACACCUAAACCACUCAACACAUUUAUUAAAUGAGAAAUUCCCACAGAUUCACUAAAUUUUCUAGUUUCCAUCGAGAACCAACUCCUUGUUUCUGACCACAUUUUCCCCAUAUUUCAGCAUUAUUAUUAAUAUUCCCUUCCACCAAGAGGCUCCCAUUGAUUAAAACCACACCAGGUACAUGUGAUUAUAUUUGUGUGUUUUUGAUCUUUUAUUGCUUGAAGACUUCUAAUUUUCUCUUUUUUUUUCAACCAGAUCUUUGAAAACAGAACAAUCUAAACAGAUGUCGCUGUUUCUGUUUAGUUUUCUUUGUUCUGCAUUCAAUGUCUGAAUCUAUUUAUGAAAUCUAAUUUAAUUUCUUCAGGUCUCAAGCUGUUUCCUCUGAGCAGAAUAACGCUGCAUUAGUGUUUGGACCAAUUAGAACCAGUUUGGAUCAGAGAUAAUUUAUAUUUUAGAGGCAGGGUGAUUUCCUAAGAGUCCAUUCAGGUCUCAUUUCCUUCAGAAUCUGAACCUUUCUGCUGGGUUUUCCUCCAUAUUUUAAACAUGUAGCUGAACCCUUCCUCCUGUUCUCUCUUUAAUGGACCAACAGGUGAAGCUCCACCUGCUGCUGUUUGUAUUUAACAUAUUUCUUGGAACCUACAUUCUCUGGAUUUUCCUUAUUUAAGGUUUAAUGUUCUGUUUUCUCUCCAGUCCUUCUGUUCUGAUGCACUUUAUGUUCUGCAGCAGCCAUAUCGUUUCUAUUUACCUCAGUUUAUACAAAGUUCUGAUCAGAAAAAUGCAGUAUUUCCUUUCCUGUUGUAUAAUUUUACCUUUUUCUUCUUCUGUCUACAAUUCAGCACAAUAAACUGUUUAACUCAAA